AUGGAGUACGAAAAAUGCUACGUCUACCAGCCAGACGACGAUAGACCUGCGAAACGCAAACGUACAGAAUUGCAGGGCCUGCAGACCACCUGGGCUUUGAGAAAGAAGGCAUACCACGAGGCCUGGAGCGCGCAGCAGCGCCGCAUCGAAGAAACGCUAAACACCAUCAAUGCGACUACGGUCGGUGAAGUUGUGACCUUUCUAGACCAAUCCGUGGCAGUAGAUUGCACUGGUCGAAUUCCGACUGGCCUCAUUCUCGCGGGCCCAAACUCAGCAUUGAGGAACUCGAUUGCAUCGCAGGUCUCCAGCAGGAGCGACUCCACUACCAGACGAAUUUUCAUUUCAUUGUCGUCGGGCUCAGGAUCCAAUUUGAAGGCUUUUCUCAAAUCCAUCAAUCAGAAAGCUACUUCGAGGACCAUCGCGGUGGACGACGAGGAUGAGCUGGAGGAGGUUUUGACUUCUCGGAAAGGACCGAAGCUGCUCAACUACGAUUUGCAGAUAUUAUACGACUAUGUCCAGGAACGAAGUCUGGAACAGGUCGUCAUCGCCUUCGAGGAUACUGAAGCAUUUGAUAGCGACUUGCUCUCCGAGCUACUAGAGUUGCUGGGCUGUUGGCACGAUCGCAUACCCUUCGCAUUCUUGCUCAACGUAGCGACAUCAGUGGAGUUUUUGCAGCACAGACUCUCAUCCCGGGCCAUCAAAUGUGUGGAUGGCAGGCUCUUCGACGCUGCAGUCUCUACAGAUGAAGUGGAGCAGGUGUUCAGUGUUCUCACAAGUGCCGACUCGGAAUUAUGGCUAGGUCCGAAUUUGGCAUCCAUGGCACUGGAACGGCAGAGUGAUUAUAUCCAAGGCAUCGACAGCCUGACUCAAGCCGUGAAAUAUGCGUAUAUGACACACUUUUACGCGAAUGCCACCAGUCUAUUCCUGUGUCCCGACCUUGAUUUUCAGGAUGUGCCCGGCGAUCACUUCGAGGCUGUGCGCAACUUGCCUUCCUUUCGCGUCUACGCGAGGCAACUGCUGGAGGAGGGCGAGACUGUGCAUCUACGCGGCCUAUUGGACUCAGAUCAGGAGCUAUUCGACUUCGUGCGGCAGAGUGUUGAGCAUGGACGCCAAUUAUUGUCUGCCACAGUUGCAGCUGCAGAAUCUAUUCGGCAGAUACAAGCAUGUCUGCCAAACACACCAGUGUCCUCCCAGGCAAGUCUAUAUAUGCAAGCCAUGUCAGGACAACUUGCAAAGUCCACCAUGAUCCGAUAUCUACUAUUGACGAUGCGAAAGUCGCCGUCCGAUGUCACGUUAAAAGUACUUGACAGAUUUCGCUCCGUGAGCCUAGACGAGGAAACUGCAGAACAGCUCACGGCUAUAGAGUCGGAUCUGAUAGCAUUGACAGCCGAGCACAAGGAAUCUGGACGUCCGCUUCGCAGCGAGGACGACGUCAAGAAUUCCACGCUUCGAACCACCAUCGUUGCACAGAAAGUGGAGCUCAGCAAACACAAAUCCAAUCUUUCCAAGCAAGACGCAGCUUACACCUCACAUGUCCGACGACUUUCAGAUCUGCUCGAUGCCUUCUUCGCCGACCGCCUCGUAGGCUCGAAAGAAGUCGUUCUCAACGAAAUUUUCGUCUACGAUCUCAAAUCACCGCAUCGCGAAGUCUUUACGCCUCGGCCUCGACAUGCCGUCGAACGCGCUCUUGCUGCACCGCACGAUUACCUUGAUUGUCAGUGCUGUGAUCCGGGCGACGAUGAGGAUGCAGCGACUUUGGCGGGCACGCAACCUGCUACGGCAAUCUUGUAUCAAUUGUAUUUGGAAUCUGGGAGCCUCAUCAACGCACAUGACUUGUGGAAAGCUUUCCAGACUGUCAUUGCGAAGGACGACGACGACGACAAUGACGGCGAAUCGAACACGAUGGCGUUGUUUCAAAGAGCUCUGGCAGAGCUUCGAUAUCUGGGUCUUGUAAAAGGUACGAGAAAGAGGGUAGAUCACAUCGCCAAGGUAUCUUGGAGAGGUCUGUAA
Molecule: messenger RNA, 2010 nt
Organism: Sphaerulina musiva SO2202
Lineage: Eukaryota; Fungi; Ascomycota; Dothideomycetes; Mycosphaerellales; Mycosphaerellaceae
Exons: 1
Coding region: 1-2010 (669 amino acids)
Biological process (GO): DNA replication; DNA replication initiation
Cellular component (GO): nuclear pre-replicative complex; DNA replication preinitiation complex; nuclear origin of replication recognition complex
Molecular function (GO): DNA replication origin binding
Source: RefSeq, a predicted model, not a curated record